Messenger RNA from Fonsecaea nubica, 2640 nucleotides. RefSeq lists its product as hypothetical. Lineage: Eukaryota; Fungi; Ascomycota; Eurotiomycetes; Chaetothyriales; Herpotrichiellaceae. The coding region runs from base 1 to 2640 and encodes 879 amino acids. The record is from RefSeq and is a predicted model, not a curated record. The transcript has 3 exons. Gene Ontology annotation, biological process: biotin biosynthetic process. Gene Ontology annotation, molecular function: dethiobiotin synthase activity; S-adenosyl-L-methionine:8-amino-7-oxononanoate transaminase activity; ATP binding. Gene Ontology annotation, cellular component: mitochondrion.
AUGUCUUGGCAGGAACAGAAUCUGCCUGCAGCCUCGGUCAGCGACUCGAUCUUGUCAGGAGUUCUUCGCUUCUCCCUGGAUGACGGCGUGAUGCUGUGGCGCGAUCUGAAGGUGUGGCAGGUCUUUGGAGCCAAUACCAAUGUCGGCAAAACCAUUGUCUCGACGCUGCUGUGUCGAGCUCUACAGACUCCGGACCAGCGAGUGCUGUAUUUGAAGCCCGUCUCUACGGGGCCAAGGAACGAGGAAGAUGUAGGACACAUUGACACGUUUGUGCCUGGGAUUGUUUCGAAGAAUGUCUCGCAAUUCUCACGCCCAUUGAGCCCGCAUCUGGCUGCUCAAUUGGACAAAGAUCCAUCGAUCCCAAGGUCAGACGCCUCAAUCUUGUCCAGAGUCAAGGAUAUUCUGGGAAAGCACAUCGAGGCAGGCGGCCGAUAUGCUCUCGUGGAAACAGCUGGCGGUGUUCUCUCCCCUGGUCCUUCUGGUACCGUUCAAGCCGACCUGUACAGACCGCUGAGACUCCCUACCAUCCUCGUCGGAGACAGUAAGCUAGGUGGAAUCGCAACUACCAUCUCGGCCUUCGAGUCUCUGCAUGUCCGGGGCUUCGACGUUGACUCGGUCGUGCUAUUCGAUGAUCCGGAAUGGGGAAACUUCGGGUACCUCAACGAGUAUUUCCAGAAGCACGGCAUCACGACGUUUGCCCUGCCAAAACCACCCGAGAAGCAUCAAGAUGGCGAAGAAGACAAGCGCGCACUCUCGAGCUACUAUGGCGGCUGGUCGAAGACGGGUGGUGCCCGAAACCUGCUUGACCUGCUCAAUCAAAAGCAUUUCUCACGGAUCUCCAAGCUGACGUCGAUGCCUUCACAGGCGGAGGCGGUGAUAUGGCAUCCCUUCCGCCAGCACGGAAUACCACACAACAUCAUCGCAAUCGACUCGGCAUACAAUGAUCAUUUCCAAACCUACAACCAAGAAUCAGAUCCAGCGCUCAAAGAGACCAAAACUACUUCGACCUUUGGACUUACUCCGCUUGCCGCACAGCCAACCCCUAAAUCUCUGCUGACACCUCUCUUCGAUGCAUCUGCGUCAUGGUGGACACAAGGUCUCGGCCAUGGCAAUCCCAAUGUUGCUUUGACUGCAGCCCACGCGGCAGGUCGCUACGGCCAUGUUAUGUUCGCACAUGCUGUUCAUGAGCCCGCUCUCGACAUAUCCUACAACCUCCUGACAACUCUGCAAAAUCCACGUCUGAGUCGAGUCUUCUUCACCGAUAACGGUAGCACGGGGAUGGAGGUCGCUGUGAAAAUGGCGUUGCGGGCCUCCAGCCAGCGAUACGGAUGGGCCAAGGACGAUGAGGACGGCAGGCAUCCCGUGGCGAUUCUGGGUCUGAAGGGUAGUUAUCACGGUGACACCAUCGGCGUGAUGAACUGCUCCGAGCCCAGCGUGUUCAAUGAAAAGGUGGACUGGCAUCAACCCUGGGGCCACUGGUUUGAUCCGCCUUCUUUGCUGAUGCGGAAUGGCGUUUGGGAACUCACACUACCGGAAGAGAUGCAUGCCGCAACCAGCACUCAGAAGUUUGACUCUCUCGGCGCUCUCUUCGACUUUGAUGCCCGGGUGGAGGACGCAAAACGAUACGAGUCCCACAUUACCACGACACUCGACCAUCUUGUCCGCGACCAAGGCAGGCGAUUCGGUGCUUUGAUUCUCGAGCCCAUCAUCAUGGGAGCCGGGGGGAUGAUCUUCGUCGACCCUCUCUUCCAGAGGACGCUCAUCAAAACCAUUCGAGCAAAUCCUUCUCUGAUUGGAGCCGGUGGUCCAACGAAGCAGUUCUCCGAGCGUAGUCCCCAAGACAGCGAAGACGCUGUAGAGUGGUCCGGACUCCCUGUGAUCGCCGACGAAGUCUUCACCGGCCUCUACCGUCUCGGCCGCGCCAGCUCGUCGUCUUUCCUGUCUUGUCCGUCCGACUUUGGCGAUGCAGCCUCUCCAUCCACGGUCUCGAACUCCACCCAGCUAGCCCUGCCGCCCUCCCUCGCGCCCGACAUCUCCGUGCACGCCAAGCUCCUGACCGCCGGACUCCUGCCCCUGGCUCUCACGACGGCAAGCGAAUCCAUCUUCCGGACGUUCCUCUCCGACUCAAAAUCCGACGCACUCUUGCACGGCCACUCCUACACGGCCCACCCCAUCGGGUGCAUGGUUGGCAACAAGGCCCUGGACGAGUAUCGACGGAUGGACACGAGCCGGGACGGGAGUUGGAGCCGCUUUAAGAGUGCUUGGUCAGGGCCUUCCGCUUCCACCUCUGCCUCUGCACGCCCUGCCAGCUCAGCCAGCUCAGCCGAGAUCUACUCCUUCUUCCCACCGUCCCCCCUCCAAGAACUCUCCCACCACCCCCGCCUAACCGGCUGUUUCGCGCUGGGCACCGUCCUCGUCCUCAAAAUGGCCGCCCCCCACGGUUCCACAGGCGGCUACACGUCGACGGCCUCGGCAGACCUCCAGUCGCGUCUUCUGACCUUGUUGGACGACGACGGCUGCGGGAUCCACUCGCGCGUCUUGGGCGAUGUCAUCUACUUCAUGACGAGUUUGACCACGACGCCAUACCAGGUCGGACGGUUGGGGAGGACGCUGCUAAAGGCGUUGAAUAUGGAGUCUUGA